This is a messenger RNA of Chondrus crispus (carragheen), 543 nucleotides long. RefSeq lists its product as hypothetical. Gene Ontology annotation, biological process: translation. The coding region runs from base 1 to 543 and encodes 180 amino acids. Gene Ontology annotation, molecular function: mRNA binding; structural constituent of ribosome. The record is from RefSeq and is a predicted model, not a curated record. NCBI's taxonomy places the organism in Eukaryota, Rhodophyta, Florideophyceae, Gigartinales, Gigartinaceae. The transcript has a single exon.
AUGCCGAUUCGGGAUGUCGAGAUUGGGAAGAGAUAUGAAGGCACCGUGGAACGCGUUACGAAUUACGGCGCGUAUGUCGAUAUUGGCGCGGAGCGGCUUGGCUUUUUGCAUGUCGCUGCCAUUUGGGGAAGGCGCCCGAGGGAGACGUUGGAGCAACUAAGGAUUGGGGAAAGUGUCUGGGUCAAUGUGGAUGAUGUUGAUGAGAUUCGCUCCCAUAUCCGACUGAGAGCGAGAGGGAGGCGUCACACGGAGUUGCGGAAGGAUGGACCGCUUGGUGAACUUGCUCGCAUGGAAGGCGAUGACCAAGCGGAUGGACAAGAAGUUGUAAUUCGGCAGGCUGUCCAGCGGCCGUGGAGUGAGAGAGAUGAAGAGGAGGAUAAGGAUGGUACGGAUGAAGAGAACUAUGAGGAUGAAGACUUUGAGGAUAUGUAUGAACGGGAGAUUGAGGAUGACAUGUUCAGCGACUUGGAGCUGCUGCCAAAGGAUAUCACCAAUAUGAUUGAUGGGAAUGAUGAACAUUACGAUAUCACCCAUUUUCAGUGA